This is a messenger RNA of Talaromyces marneffei, 1422 nucleotides long. RefSeq lists its product as uncharacterized. The record is from RefSeq and is a predicted model, not a curated record. The coding region runs from base 1 to 1422 and encodes 473 amino acids. The transcript has 3 exons. Lineage: Eukaryota; Fungi; Ascomycota; Eurotiomycetes; Eurotiales; Trichocomaceae.
AUGGCAGCCGUGAAACGAGUUCCCCUAUCCUUUGUUCGCCAGGCGUCGACAGUGGCUCCGUCAUCUACAAAAGCGGCAGGAGAUAUAAGCUCCGUAUUUCCGUCCUUAUCGGGAAAGGCACCGGAGCCUCUUCCGCCACGUUUUCAAACCCUAAAAACUCAGCUUUCGACCGGUAGACAGAAAGAUUUGACUGAGUCGUGGUUACGGCUCUUGGAUUCUCUCCGGGAAGAGGUCGACAAGAUCAAAGCAUUGGGAAGCAAAGCUAUUCCUUCAAUUAAUUACGAGGACAUUCAGAGUGGCACCCUGACUCAAGAGCAAUUGGACGAGAUCCGCCUUCGUGGCGCGGUUGUCAUUCGAGGCGUAGUGCCCAAGAAGACUGCUCUCGAUUACAAACAAAAAGCCAGAGAAUACAUAGCAGCCAAUAAGGACAGAGUCAACGCAUUCCCAAAGGAUGACCCGGCGGUGUAUGAGCUUUACUGGACUCCAAGCCAAGUGCAUGCCCGCGCACAUCCAGGUAUCAUCGACACGCAAAAGUUUCUCUCAAAGCUAUGGCAUUCCUCGAACCCGCUAUCGCAAAUCUCAAACACACACCCUCUCACGUACGCGGACCGGUUUCGUAUUCGCAACCCUGGAGAUGCCAAAUUCGCCUUAGGCCCCCAUUCCGAUGGCGGAUCGCUUGAGAGAUGGGAAGACCCCGAGUAUCAUCGAUGUUAUUCAAAGAUCUUGGAGGGGAGAUGGGAAGAAUACGAUCCCUUCGACGCAGAUCAUCGCAUCUCUGCUCACCAGGAUCUUUAUAAUGGCGCUGGUGCAUGUUCGAUGUUCCGCUUCUUCCAGGGCUGGUUGAGCAUGUCUUCGACUGGUCCAGGGGAAGGGACUCUAAAGAUUUGCCCAUUGCUGAGACACGCAACGGCGUACCUGAUACUGCGGCCUUUCAUGACGACUGGCUCUAUUCAGGCCCUUAAUGCUGAAUUCCCGGGCUCUAUGCCUGGUGCUUGUCAGGAAUAUAAUGAUGAGACGCAUCCGGAUCUUAAUUUGGCUGAUACCAUGUGCUCUGUCCCUCAUGUAGAGCCAGGUGAUUACGUUGCAUGGCAUUGCGACACCAUCCAUUCCGUCGACAAGGAACAUCGUGGCCAAACUGACUCCAGUGUAAUGUACAUUCCAGUAUGCCCAAUGACGUCGUCCAACGUCCAGUACCUAGUCAAACAGCGCGAGGCAGCCUUGAAAUACAGCCCACCCCCUGACUUCCCGGAUGCCGGUGGUGUUGGUGAACAAGGAUUUACCGGUCAGCUGGAUUGGAACACAGUCUCGGCUGAAGGCCUACGAGCCAUGGGUAUGGGGUCAAAACCAUGGGCAACCAGUGAGAACAUGUCAGAUGGCGAGAAGGCCGUUAUUGAGAGUGCAAACAGGACAUGUUUCAGCUAA